This is a messenger RNA of Geodia barretti, 807 nucleotides long. The record is from the annotation of a GenBank genome assembly. NCBI's taxonomy places the organism in Eukaryota, Metazoa, Porifera, Demospongiae, Tetractinellida, Geodiidae.
UUGGACAACCUAUUGACGGCAAAGGGUGAAAUCCAGACCGACCACACCCUCCCUGUCGAACAGAAGGGGUUGGGCAUUGUGCAACGUCAGCCGGUGGGCGAACCGCUUUAUACCGGUUUGAAGGCGAUUGACAGUAUGACGCCAAUCGGACGGGGGCAGCGGGAACUAAUCAUCGGCGACCGUCAAACGGGCAAAACGGCUAUCCCGAUCGAUACCAUCAUCAACCAGAAAAAUACCGAUGUGUUCUGCAUCUAUGUGGCGGUUGGACAGAAAGGUUCGACGGUUGCGCAGGUUGUGAAUACCCUAGAACAGUAUGGCGCAAUGGAUUACACGGUUAUCGUUUCUGCACCGGCAAGUGAACCGUCUCCGCUCCAAUACCUCGCACCCUACACAGGAACUUCGAUGGGAGAAUACUUCCGCGAUAAAGGACAACACGCACUGGUAAUUUACGAUGAUCUUACCAAACAUGCGUGGGCGUACCGUCAGAUGUCACUGCUUUCACGGCGUCCGCCGGGGCGUGAAGCGUAUCCGGGUGAUGUUUUUUAUCUACACUCCCGUUUGUUGGAGCGCGCCGCAAAACUCAGUGAUGAAUUAGGUGGCGGUUCGUUGACCGCUCUGCCUAUUAUCGAAAUUUUUGAAGGCGACCUCACGACCUAUAUCCCAACUAACGUGAUUUCGAUUACCGAUGGACAGAUCUACCUGACAUCGGAACUCUUCAACCAAGGCGUUCGUCCGGCAAUCGAUAUCGGCACAUCGGUGUCCCGCGUCGGUGGGCGAUGCACAAACGCGAGCGAUGAAGUCAGAUGA